AUGGAAUAUGAAGAAACAGUUGAUCAUAUGCUCCAAAGCUUCAAGGACACGCAAGGCUUGAAGCGCAUUUUGGGUGAAAAGCUCAACUUUGACAAGUUUCGAGACACACAAAAGCUAAGCGCACAAAAUUCAGCACGAGGAAAUCAGUUCAAAGUGUCUUGAUUAGAUUUGGCAGAUAAUCCUCUUGAGAAGAAUAUCUUAACUCCAACAAUAACCACAUCGUACAUAAACACUUUUCGUGACACAACUGCUUCGAAAGCAAAUGCAGAAGAGACACAGAAGCUACUGGCUGAAAUACGAGAAGGAGAGUAUGGUCCCAUCUCAAAAAUACGGCAAGAAAUACGCGAAUGAAUGCUUGGAGAUAGCAAGGAAAACAUCUCUGAGUCCAAACUGAACAUCUACUCUCAAAUCACCAACGAUGAGAUAGAUUCACUGGUCAGACAUCAAGAGGACAUUUACGAAAAAUCUUCAUACACUAUCGGAUGCCUCAAGGGCAAGUUUACAGAAAACAUGCUCAAGGCUAAAAAGCAGAGCGAGGACUUUAAUGCUCAUCAGAAGUUAUAUAAAGUUGAUAUCACAGCUAAGGAGUCAGAACUUGAUCGCAACCUUGACAAAAUCCAAGAAUUUAAUAACAAAAGACUUGUAAAGAACAAGAAGAUGGCUAAAUCCCAUACCAAGGAUCUUCAAGAGAUGACUGAAUUCUUUGAGGCUAAAUUAGAGUCUAUCAAGAAAGAGAAUAACAGAUCCAAGAACACCCUCCAAGAACUGGUCAUUAGUAAGGACGCAGAGCUUGCAAGAGUUAACCAAGAAAUUGACCGUGUCCGGAAAGAGAAAGACAAGCAAUUAGAGAAGCUUAAGUCUAAAAUAGUAGUCAAGGCUCAAUUACAGGAAAUCAAAUCAAAAUAAUAAAUAUUCCAGACUAGAUAUUGACCAGAUUUAUCAGAAAAAUACUGAAAUAAGGAGACAGAAUAAUCUCUUGAGCAGCAAAGUCAAGCAGCUCAAGUCCCAUCUCAGCCAGACCAAGCAGGUGAACUUCGCAAUGGAACUUGGUAUCGAGAAACUCUCUGUAGUUGCUUAUGGCAAGAAAAGGCCCUCUAGAAAUAAGUCAAAGAAGCUUAUGAAAAGUAAAAGCAAAGCUACAAUCAAGCCAACAAGGCAGUUUACCUUGAAAUUAGCGAAGAAAUCCAGCAAAUAAAUCAAGGGAUUUUUCAAGGGUCAAAAUCAGCCUGAACAAAUCUCGACCCAAAAGGUCUCGCUCCAAAACAAAAAGUGUAUGUAAAAACACAAGGCCUAUCUACGAGAAACUGAGAUUACAAAAUAAAAAGAGCGAACAGCCUUACUACCAGUCAGAGACUUUGCAACAAAAUGUGUUAGCUAAUACACGCCAAAUCGAGCACAGGAACAGUUUCAGCUCUGACUUAGACUACUCUGGUGAGUCACUAUUCUCAAAGUCUAAAAGAAGUCAUGCGAAGAGGUCCAAAAUCCAACUACUCAAGACAGGGUGUCUGGAGCUAGACACCAGCAUGAGUGAGAGCAAGGAUGACUGGAUCCAGUGCCCUACUAUUGAAGAAGAUUACAUUAGCUCCUACGGGCCUAAAAUUAAGAGGAAGAUUGACCUUGGUCUCAAGAAGAAGAUGACCAGAUUCGACAGCCAGCCUGUCUUUGAUCUCUAAGUUCAAUUUAGCUGAAAAUUAGA
This is a messenger RNA of Moneuplotes crassus, 1696 nucleotides long. Lineage: Eukaryota; Ciliophora; Spirotrichea; Euplotida; Euplotidae. The record is from the annotation of a GenBank genome assembly.